Messenger RNA from Capsaspora owczarzaki ATCC 30864, 2476 nucleotides. RefSeq lists its product as hypothetical. Gene Ontology annotation, molecular function: G protein-coupled receptor activity; transmembrane transporter activity. The transcript is spliced from 6 exons. NCBI's taxonomy places the organism in Eukaryota, Filasterea, Ministeriida, Capsasporidae. Bases 26 to 2281 code for a protein of 751 amino acids. Gene Ontology annotation, cellular component: ATP-binding cassette (ABC) transporter complex; membrane. Gene Ontology annotation, biological process: transmembrane transport; G protein-coupled receptor signaling pathway. The record is from RefSeq and is a predicted model, not a curated record.
UUUCAUUUUCCCCCGCGCAUUGCACAUGCAUCAACUGACCGUUUUCUCGUUGCUGGUAGCAAUCACGCUCGCAGGCACUGCCUCCGCUGCCUGCUUCCCGCCGAACGAACGCCGCGCGCUCCGCACGGACUUGGCCCCCAUUCAGAUCGUCGCCAACGCCUGGAAUUCCUCAAUGAUCAGCGCUACCAUUGCUCGCAUCGUUCUUGAGGAGAAACUCGGUCUGCCGGCGCAAUUGUAUGGAAUGUACGGCACUUACGAUGAGUCAUUCGCCGCUUUAUCCAGCGGCGCCGGCGACUUGCUUAUGGAGGCGUAUCCCAAGUACACCCAGUACCUGAUUGACGAAUACGUGACCGAGCGUCGCACCGUGGUGUAUGUCGGCCCGUCAGGCAUCAUUGGCGAGACAGGUUGGUACAUCCCCGAGUAUGUCUGGGAUGUUAGCACAAUCACUGACAGCUACAUUGCAUACUACGAUGAGCGCAUCCAAGCAAUGUUCCGACUGAAUACGAUUCCCGUAGGCUUUCAGCUUGACAACACUACUCUUCGCAGUGCUGUGGACGACAUCGAUCUCAUUCUUGAGAGCCCUGCAUGCAAUGCUGCACUCAACGCGUCGCUCGUGGCGGCGGACUGCACUGCCACCGUUGAGGCGUUCUUGGAAUUGCUUCGUGAGCGUGCCAACUUGAAGGACGAGGGCGAACCAAUCACCUUUUGGACCAUGCCUGAUGCGUGGGGCACGCUUGACCGCGUCAUUGUGCAAAACCUGAGCUUGAACUUCAACGUCACCUGCCCCGUCUCCCAAACGCUUGGCGUUGAUGAAACAAUGGAUGCAAUGGUUGAAGUGACCAAGCAGUCCUACAUUGCUCGCAAGCCGUUCAUUCAGUACUGGACCAAGCCGCACUACGUCUUUGCGGACGUCUCUCCUGCUCGUCUUCAUCGCGUGCAGCUGCCCGAGUUCGACUCGACCUGCAACGCCUCAAGCUCAGCCUACCGUUGCGGAUACGAGGACCAGCGUGUGGUGAAGAUGAUGUCGUCGAAGCUGCCGAGCAAAAACUCUGUCGCCGCCGACUUUGUCGAUCACUUUAGCUACACCUCCCAGGAUCAGUCGAACAUUCUUGGCCAGAUGGUCUUCAAUGGCAAGAGCCUUGAAGAAGCAACCUGCGAAUGGGUGAUUGCCAACUUUGCUGCCAUGGAGCCCAACCUUCCCGAUCCUUCGCGCCUUGUCACGCCCACCAAGGUUUCCCCGGCGCUCCGCAUUGCAUUUAUCGUCGUUGCCGCGGCUGAAUUGGCGCUCUUCGUCCUCUUUAUCUUCGGUGUCAUCCACUACCGUCGAGUUCGUGCCGUGCUCUCUGGCAGCCCCAAGUUCCUCUUCCUCAUGCUCAUCGGCGCCUCUUGGUCAAUGUUUUGGGUCAUCUUGAACUAUCAGGAGGAAGUCACCCCGAAUCUGUGCAUUGCUCGCGUGUGGGCUCGCCACCUUGGGUUUGCCAUCAUCUUUGCCGCCAUCUUCCUGAAGACUUGGCGCAUUGCCAGCGUGUUCAACAUCAAGUCCAGCAAGGGUGGCCAGUUGACCGAUCGCGUCUUGCUGUACCGCUUUUUGCUCAUCGUGGGUUACGCCACCGUCAACCUGGUCGCGUGGUCUGUCUCCACCCCUCCAACAACUGGCACCGUCGUCUCCAACAAUGAGAGUUACCUUGUCUGCGAGGUCACUUGGUGGGACAACGCCAUCUACAUUGAAGAGCUUGUCGCCAUGGUGGCUCUUGGCUUGCUCUGCUACCGCGUUCGAAAGGCGCCGUCUGCCUUCAACGAGUCCAAGCACAUCGGCCUUGCGGUGUACAACUGGAUUGUGAUGGGCAUUAUUUUGCAAAUCAUCCUGAACUCGACGACUGGCACUGCCGACUUUUUCUUUGCCAUUCAAUCGCUCGAGGUUCUCGUGCCCGUUCCGAUUGCCGUGAUGAUUUUGAUGGCGCCGAAAUUCUACCUGAUCUUGCGCGGCAAGGGCAACGACGUUGCUACCAGCAGUUACCGCGGCUCCAAUCCCAACGGCAGCCACCCCAAGACCCCGUCCGCCAAUGCCGGCGGAAGUGGCAGCAACCAGAAGUCUGGUGACAUGGAAAUGUCGUCCGGCAACGAGAGCGAGAAUGGCCGCACCGCGCAACUUAGUGGCAAGGCUGCUGUUCAAGAAAUCCGCUCCCUUCGCAACGAAAACACUCGCCUGCUCAAGGAAGUCGAGGCCAUGCGCACACAGCUGCUGCGCAUGCACAACCCUCACAAUGGAAACGCCGUUUAAGGCUGUCCUGGAUACAUUUCCGGUCGCAACAUUUGAAUGUCGGCCGUGAAUGGAGGGAUUUUUUUUGUAUCUUUGUCGAUUUUGAGUUGUCAGUCUAAGUUUUGCAUGCUUGUCGAUUUUCUUGGUGAUGCUGUGUUUUUUGAGUUGUAUCGUUUGCUUAGUGCUGUUGUUUGAAUAUGUUUCAGAAGUUUGAAG